UACGUCUUUUUUUAAAAAUAGGUCAAUCCAACAACAGAAUGUACCAACGCAUUGCUGAAGAUGACAUACUGUCCACAAUGUCUAGGGUUACUCGCUCUUAAACCUUGUAAAAAUUACUGCCUCAAUGUCAUGAAGGGUUGCUUGGCCAAUCAGGCAGAUUUGGACACAGAGUGGAACAAUUUUAUUGAUGCAAUGUUGAUGGUUGCAGAAAGGUUGGAAGGACCAUUCAAUAUUGAAUCAGUCAUGGACCCCAUUGAUGUCAAGAUUUCUGAGGCAAUCAUGAACAUGCAGGAGAACAGCAUGCAGAUCUCUCAAAAGGCAUUUCAAGGCUGUGGCAAGCCCAAGACUUGGUCAGCGAGUCGCUCAGCUCGAUCGGUAGCCGAUGGAUUUAAUGCUCGAUUCAGACCCUAUAGUCCUGAGGAGCGCCCUACAACAGCAGCUGGCACGAGCCUUGACAGACUGGUGACGGAUGUAAAAGAAAAACUUAAGAAGGCAAAGAAGUUUUGGUCAACCCUUCCACAUAGUCUGUGCAGUGAUAACAGUUCAGCAAGUGUGACAGAGCAGAAUGAGUGUUGGAACGGAAGCAACAAGGGCAGGUACACAUUUGCUGUAAUGGGUAAUGGCCUAGCCAGUCAGCUCAACAAUCCAGAUGUGAAAGUGGAUAUCACCAAACCAGAUAUGAUGAUUCGUCGACAGAUAAUGGCACUGCGGACAAUGACUAGUAAAGUGAAGAAUGCUUAUGAUGGAAAUGAUGUAACCUUCCGUGAUACAAGUGAUGAAAGCAGUGGUGAAGAAAGUGGAAGUGGCUGUUUUGGGUUGGAUUGUCAGUCGGAGUUUGAGUUCAUGAGUACAGAUGCUCCUAUGGUCUUUGGCCCCGUGGAACCCAAGAAAAUUGCUCCCAAAGAUACUGCUCACUGCAUUAGACUCUCUCUACAAGUUCUACUUAUGAGUUGUUUGAUAAUAAUCUUAGAGCAACAGUUGCGGUAAUCUCACAAGUUGCUGAGAAGAGUCUUUGCACAUGGCUAUUUUUUAAAAUUACUCUGACUUAUAUCAUUGUGACUUUGACUUUAAUUUCAGUGUUUCUUUUAAUGUCUCAAUAAUGAUGCAUGGUUGCUGCUUUAUUUGUUUUCAGAUUGCCAUUGGCACCACUGAAUCUUGUCGUUGUGCUUAAGUGAACACAGGACUUUCUCACUUUAACAUAUGAAUUUCAAAGUAAACGCAGGCCUGCAGUUAGUGAAUCUUUAAUGCAUUUUUUAAACUCAUUCUCAUUUUACUUUGUUGAAGAUAUCAGGAUCUUGUGUAAGAAAAUAUAUCAAUGGACUCUAAUGCACCCCACCCCCAAAGGGGCCAAUGGGAGGCACUUAAUUAGCCAGGAGGGUUGCAGAUGGGAACCCCACUGCCUCUGUCCUCCACACGCAAUUAAUAUCUGUUUGAGGGUUUCAACCUGCAGCCACUUGUGUUUGAACAGAAGCUGACAGGGCACUUGCCAUGCAGGGAGACCAAGCAAAUUGUAUCAACUUUGUUAGAGAGCUUUUCAGCAGGGAGUGGUGAGGGGUGUUCCCUUCACUGAAAGUUGGUGCCUGUACAAGCAACAUCUAACAUUAAGAAGGGGAAGGGCUACCAAUUCCACUCCCUACCCUUUCUUCCAACUUCCCUUUCUACCAACUUCACUUUCCACCGCACCCAGCAACCUUCACUCACUUUGAUUUGUGAUCCCUUGGUAUUCUAGACAUCUAAUAGAUGCAUUGCUGCCAGUGGUUCUGACAGCAGUAACAAGCUGCUAGCCUCUGAAUGGCCGACCACUUAAGUGGACUCCCCAAAGAAGAUGACAUGGGACUUCUACCAAUUCUCCAAUUGUUGGACAAAAGCCUGUCACCAAGAUUAAAUUCUACCCUCUGCAUUUCAUGAUGAGGAUCUGCACAAAAGCAAUCAUAGACAUCAUGAAAUUAUUUGGAAUAAUGCUGCACCUAUCAAUGCACAAACAUACCUGUUAUUUAGUUGAGAAAUCUGCUAGACACUCAGUAUAAGUUUGUAAUUUAUUUUGGUUCUACAUAUUUGCAGAAUGAUUAGAGCUGAGAUUAGUGAGCCCUUUAAUAAAGCAAGACAUUGGAACCUUUAAGAGGUGAUCUUAGAAGUGUUGGAAAGAGACUGCAGCACAAGCACAAGAAUUUGGCCAUAUGUUAACAGUGCUUGUUGACAUGUAGAGAAAUUGAAUUUUAUAUAAGAGAAAUCUCAAAGUUAAUUCUGGCAUGUGUUGUGUUUUGCCAUCUGCCUGAGUUACUUUUUGCAGUUUGAAGGCCAGUAGCAUCUUCCUGGGAUUUAUUUUUAGCUGCAGAGUCUGAAUGCAAAUAUAAAUUUUGUUUUGAUUCCUGCUUUCAUUAUAAUAUUGAAUUUAUCUUUAUAUCAAAAUUUUAAAUACUUGUAAUUGCUAGCUCAGGGUCAAUACGUUGUUUUCUAAAAUUCUGUUCAGUAAUCUCAACAGUUUUUUUUCAGUCAACAGAAGACUAAUGGUACACAUUUGCUGUUGAUAAAUUAUCCUUUGGAGUUUCCUAUCUGUAGCAAGUAGUUAUUAAGUUUGAAAUAGAUUUUUUUCUGAGAGAAUAGAUUGUACAUAGCUGAGACACUGCUGAGUGCAUAGCUCAACUAUCUGAAGGUGUUGAGGUUUGCUGUUCCUUUUAGUUAGACAAGGUAGAAUUUAAUUCUGGCUUUCUGGAAGGGAAGGGAUGAUUGUGUCUAAAAUAUCCAUUCAUUGGCUGAAAUUCAGCUAAAGACCAGCAAAAUAAUGACAUGGUUCUGAGGGACAGCCAACUGUCAAAAUGCCUGCUGUGUCAUAUGCUAUCACUUAAGACAGACUAUUGAAUUCUACUUUCAUUCAUCUUGCAAAAGCCUAUUAUAAUUCCAGGAUUUAUAUUUUAUUGUUGAGACUAAUCAUUUAACUGAUUUUAUUGAAUUGUUAGUUCAUUUUUAAGCAAAGUACAAAAUAUCCUGAUGUAAGUUGUGAAACAUUUAUAGUGAUUGGCCUUUUGACGAUGUUACAAAACAUGUAUGGUGGGAAAUGUCAGCACUGAAUGCAAAACAUUCUUGAGUAAAUGUGUGAAUGUUAAA
Chiloscyllium plagiosum (whitespotted bambooshark) is the source of this 3105-nucleotide messenger RNA. The record is from RefSeq and is a predicted model, not a curated record. Lineage: Eukaryota; Metazoa; Chordata; Chondrichthyes; Orectolobiformes; Hemiscylliidae.